This is a messenger RNA of Lonchura striata (white-rumped munia), 5379 nucleotides long. The record is from RefSeq and is a predicted model, not a curated record. NCBI's taxonomy places the organism in Eukaryota, Metazoa, Chordata, Aves, Passeriformes, Estrildidae.
AUGGAUCCCUUGUUUUGGCCAUCAGAAACUAACAGAUUUCGACGAUUCACCCCUGAAUCCUUGGCAGCAAUUGAGGAAAGGAUUGCCAACAAAAAAAAGAAGCAAGUCAAAGUUAAAGAGAAGAAUAAGGAGCAAGGAGCUGAAGAAGAUAAAAUUACUCCUCAGCUGGACCUGAAAAUUUUCAAAACGUUGCCAUCUCUGUAUGGGGACAUUCCUGAAGAGCUGGUUGGGGAACCCCUGGAGGAUUUUGAUCCAUACUACAGUGAUCACAAGACUUUUAUGGUGUUAAAUAAAAGGAGGACUAUUUUCCGGUUUAGUGCCACACCUGCCUUGUUUAUAUUUGAUCCUUUUAAUCCUGUCAGAAAAAAAGCAAUUAAAAUUCUGAUCCAUUCAGUGUUUCUUGGCAUUAUUACAUUUACUGUGUUACUCAAUUGUAUGGCUAUGACUAUCCCUCACCUUCUUGCAGAAGUCUACUGGACUGAGCAUGUUUUCACUUUUAUAUAUACCAUUGAAAUAUUGAUUAAAGUAGUAGCAAGAGGAUUUGUUUGGAGUGAAUUUACUUUUCUUCGAGAUCCAUGGAACUGCUUGGAUUUUUUUAUCAUUAUUGUAAUGUACAUUACUGCAUUUCAUAGUGUUGGCAAUGUUUCAAUUCUUCGAACUUUCAGAGUACUGAGGACUUUGAAAGCUAUUUCAGUAAUACCAGGUCUAAAAGUCAUUGUUAAUUCACUUGUUGAGUCUGUUAAGAAGCUCUUGGAUGUGCUGAUCCUGACUGUAUUUUGCUUGAGUGUAUUUGCACUAAUAGGCCUCCAGCUUUUUAUUGGCAAUUUACAAGCCAAAUGUGUCCUCAAUGUAACUCAUUACGACGACUCAUUAUGUAAGGAUCCCAAGAUACAUCUACCAAGUGAUACAGGUAAAUGUUUUUAUUUUCUCCCUUUACAUAACCUGUAUCUCUGCUACAGAUUGGAAGACUCUUCUGAAAUAUUGCUGUGUGGGUACAGUGCAGAUCCCAGAAAGGGGUGUCCAGAAAACUACACCUGUGAGAAGAUUGGGAACAAUCCUGACUUUGGUUAUACAAGUUUUGACCAUUUUGGCUGGGCUUUCCUCUCUGUGUUCCGUCUGAUGACCCAGGACUACUGGGAGCGUCUCUACAGACAAACCAUCCGUACAUCUGGAAUGUCCUGCAUCUUUUUUUUUAUGGCAGUCAUCUUCUUCUGCUCAUUUUAUCUCUUCAAUCUGAUCUUGGCUGUGGUAACUAUGGCAUAUGAAGAGGAAAACAGAGCUACCCGUGCUGAGACAGAGGCAAAGGAAAAACUGCUUCAGGAUGCCAGACAAGUUAUAGAGAAGGAACAGAUGUUGGCUAUGGAAGAAAGCAGUAAGGCCUUGCAUGCUGGGCCUGAAAUGUCAGUUGCUGACUUGAAAAAUUCAGAAGGAAAAGAGAGUAAUAAAGGAACACCUACUUCAAGGCAAAGCUUAAUUUCAGAUAGCCAGGAAAAGGAGGAGCAAAUAUUUCGUUCUCAGCCUGAUCGCUGCCACAAGAAGCUUAGGCAGAUCCUGCUGUCCUAUGAGGUCUCAGUGGAUGCUAUCAAUGAUCCUGUCCGAAGGCAGAGGUUAAUGAGUGCAGCCACAAUUCUUACAGAUAAUUCAAAAUCAAAACUAAACUGUCCUACAUUUUGGAAAAAUUUCCCUCAAAAGUAUCUAAUUUGGAAUUGUUGUCCAUUCUGGAGAGCAGUCAAAAAGAAGAUGAAAUUGGUAAUUUUGAAUCCAUUUGUUGAUCUCUUAAUCAUGGUUUGCAUUAUCUUGAAUACCUUGUUCCUGGCUAUGGAGUACCCUGGCAUGCAACCACAUUACCAAGAACUGAUUUCUCUAAGUGACAAGGUCUUCACCCUGAUUUUUACUGUAGAAAUGAUCUUGAAAAUCAUUGCUCUAGAUCCUUACUACUAUUUCCAGGACAAGUGGAAUGUUUUUGAUAGUGUGGUAGUUUUGAUUGGCCUAGCGAGCUUUGGAACAAAUCUGUCUCCUUUCAGGCUGCUCAGGAUCUUCAAAUUGGCAAAGUCCUGGCCAGCCUUAAAUACUCUUAUGAAAAUAAUUCUACACUCAUUUGGUGCACUGAGUAACCUCACUCUGGUUUUGGCGAUCACUAUAUUUAUUUUUGCUGUAGUAGGAAUGCAGAUUUUGGGCAAUGAUUAUCACUUAAACUCUGAAAAAAUAAACCCCCAUGGCGAAUUACGCUGGCAUAUGAUAGAUUUUAGUCAUUCAAUCCUCAUUAUAUUCCGAAUAUUAUGUGGAGAAUGGAUUGAAACUAUGUGGGAAUGCAUGGAAGUGGCUGGAAAAAGGAAAUGUCUCAUCAUUUUCUUGCUUGUCCUGGUGUUAGGAAAUCUGGUGGUGCUCAACCUGUUCAUUGCUUUGCUGCUGAGUUCAUUCAACCUUGAUGGCACAGAGGGACAAGAGGAGCCUGGAGAAGGGUCUAAAUACCAGAUUGCCAUUGCACAGAUUCACAAGAGCCUGAAGGCUGUGAAAGACAGAAUUUGGGAUCACUGCUGCAAAAGAAUGAGGGGAAGCCUCAGAAGAACAGAUAAAAAGAAGACUUUGGCAGAAGUUUCUGGGAAGGGCAUAGAGGUUACUAAUUAUGCCAUGACAGAUGUCAGGAAAUACAUAGACAAGGGCUCCUUUGAUGUAGAGCAUUGCCAUAUGGAUGAGAGUUCCUCACUGGCAAGGAAAUAUGAAGAAAUUUUGACCAGCCACAGUACCUGUGUUCCCAUUGCAGCUGCAGAGGCUUACACCAACGAAGGUGAUGAUGGGCACCAAAUAAAUUCUUUUCUUACUCCUUCUCCUCUGCAGAAAUAUCAUUCUGUUCGUAGCUUUUCUGAAGCCAGCACUGUGGAUCCAGUUGUUCUUCUGGAAAUGUUUUCCCAGACUAAAAACUCACAGCUGCCUAAGGACUGCUUUCUAGAAGGUUGUGUUGAGUGUUUCCCAUGCUGUGUAGUGGAUAUCACAAAAUUUCCAGGCAAAACUUGGUGGAACUUUAGAAAAACCUGCUACAGAAUUGUGAACCAUAGCGGGUUUGAAUAUUUUAUGGUUUUUAUGAUUGUAUUGAGCAGUGCAGCACUGGCAUUUGAAGAUGUUCACCUGCAGAAGAGGGAAAAAGUGAAAAUUAUACUAGAUUAUGCUGAUAUCAUAUUUACCUACACCUUUUUUAUGGAGAUGAUUCUGAAAUGGGUAGCUUUUGGUUUGCACAGUUAUUUCACAAAUUCUUGGUGUUUGCUUGACUUCAUCAUUGUGUGUGUAAGUAUUAUACUCAGCUUGUCAUACAUUUAAAUUUUUGAUGUUUUGUAUAUAGAGAACUACCCUCUGAAAUCUCUCAGGACUUUUAGGGCACUGCGGCCUCUACGAGCUUUGUCAAGAUUUGAAGGGAUAAAGGUUGUUGUGAAUGCACUCUUUGGAGCCAUCCCCUCCAUCUUCAAUGUUCUGCUCGUCUGCGUUUUCUUUUGGCUCCUUUUUAAUGUUCUAGGAGUAAAAUGGCUUGGAAGCAGAUUUUGGAAGUGCACACUCAAAAAGGAAUGUACUGAUUCCAUUUCUGGCAAAACAGAUUGUAUCGCCAAAAAUGGGACAUGGACAAAUAGUGUUGUAAAUUUUGACAAUGUUGGCAUGGGAUACUUGGCUCUUCUCCAAGUGGCAACUUUUAAAGGUUGGAUGGAUAUUAUGUAUGCAGCAGUGGAUUCACGUGAGAUUGAUGAAGAGCCACAGUUUGAAGCACGCUUACGCAUGUAUGCAUUCUUUGUGGUUUUCAUUAUUUUUGGAUCUUUCUUCAUGCUGAACCUUUUCAUUGGAGUGGUUAUCAGCAAUUUUAACCAGCAAAGGAAAAAGAUAAGUGGGAAAGAUCUAUUUUUGACUGAGGAACAGAAAAAGUACUAUAAUGCUCUAAAAAAACUUGGAUCCAAGAAACCCCAAAAACCCAUCCCAAGACCAUCGAAUGCAUUCCUGGGAUUGAUGUUUGACAUCGUAUCUCACAAAGCUUUUGACAUCACCAUUGUGAUUUUCAUCUGUCUAAAUAUGGUCGUUAUGAUGGCAGAAAACAACGACAGAGCCACCAAGGAGGUUCUGAAUAAAAUCAACUAUUUUUUUGUGGCUGUAUUCACCGCAGAAUGUGUCAUAAAAAUACUGGCCUUAAGGCACUACUACUUUGGAAGUGGCUGGAACGUGUUUGAUUUCAGUGUUGUGAUCCUUUCAAUAGUGAGUCUUGGAGUUUCUGAAGUGUUUAAAUCUUUCUUCUCCCCUACGGUUUUGAGAACUCUUCGUUUGGCGCGGGUUGGCCGAAUCCUGAGAAUAGUUCGCAAAGCCAAAGGAAUUCGAACUCUUCUUUUUGCACUGCUGAUGUCUCUUCCUGCACUGGUCAACAUUGGCCUUUUGCUUUUCCUGAUUAUGUUCAUUUAUGCCAUCGUGGGCAUGGCAAACUUUGCCUGUAUCCCCUUGCAGGGUGGGAUUGAUGAUAUUUUCAACUUCCAAACAUUUUGUGGUAGCAUUCUCUGCCUCUUCCAAAUUACCACAUCAGCUGGCUGGGAUGGUCUUCUGGCCCCUGUGCUAAAAGCAUCUGAUUUAUGUGCUCACCAAUUAAAUGUCACAGAGCCAAACAAAAAUAAUUGCGUAAAUAAGGGCUUUGGUAUUUUAUAUUUUGUAAGCUAUGUCAUUAUAUCAUUUCUCAUUGUUGUAAAUAUGUACAUAGCUGUCAUUUUAGAGAACUUCAGUGUCGCCACUGAGGAAAGCGCAGAUCCUCUUUGUGAGGAUGACUUUGAUAUGUUUUAUGAGACAUGGGGAAAAUUUGACCCUCUGGCAACGCAGUUCAUAGAUUAUUCUGCUCUUUCAGACUUUGCAGAUGCACUGGCAGAGCCCUUGCGUAUCCCAAAGCCUAAUAAAAUCCAGCUCAUAGCCAUGGACAUCCCUAUAGUUAGUGGAGAUAGGAUCCACUGCUUGGAUAUCUUGCUGGCUUUCACUAAAAGGGUCUUGGGAGAAUCUGGAGAUCUGGAGAGUCUUGAAUUAAACAUGGAAGAAAAGAUUGCAGCUGACAGUCCACCUAAAAGUUGUUACAGCCCAAUUUCUUCUACCCUUAGAAGAAAACAAGAGGAAGUGUCAGCUCUUGUUAUUCAAAGGGCCUUCAGGAGGUAUUUGAAACAACGUUCUCUUGAAAGUAUGUCCUUAAACCAUUGUAAACAUAACAGUGCUGUCUUUGAACAAGAAAUACAGGACAAGCAAAGUCUUCUUGAAUCAGUCCUUAAUGAAAAUCAUGGUAGAAAGGCAGAUAAAUUACGUCCUACUUCUUCCAUAUCCCUCCCUUUAUUUUAUGAUGGUGUUGCUGAGACACACAGGAAUAGGCUUAACACAUGA